CUCGAGUUUGUAAAAUGGAACAAAGAAUUCAACAAUUUCAUGAUGAUACAAAAGCAAUUCCAAAUCCACCAACUGCAAAAACAGUAAAACAAAUGAAUACAUUAAAGAAAUUCAUUUAUAAAAACCAAGAUUACAGAUUUUCUGAUAAGGAAAAAAACAAGUUAUUUGCAUGCAUUGAGACUUAUUUCACUGUGUUUGAUAGAAGUGGGUUGACAGAUAAAAUUUCGGCUUUUCCUUUAAUUGAAGAUGCACUAAAAGUGCCCUGUUUUACUACAAAACAAAAAAAUCAACUAUUGAAAUGGUAUGAUGAGAUUCUUGCAAAGCAGACUGGUGGUGAUGAUGAAAAGAAAAAGCAAGAAACUAACGACGAUGAAGAGGAGGAAGAAAAUUAUGAUGAUUUCGAUUGGGAUGCUUUUGAAAAAGGAGAAGAUCAAGAAUAAAAAAAAUGUCACAAGUUAUAUACCAAAAAAAAGCGUUAAUGUAGAUUAUUGUUUUUUUCUCUGAAAUGUGUGAUUUUUUUUUUGUUAUUCUCUUUCUAUAUUCAUAACAUGCCUAUUUAGGAGAUUGUUAAUAUUAUUAUUACAUCAGUUAAAUCUUAUCCUGCAUAAAAGAUAGUUAUUUUCUUAUAUUGAUUGAGUUUAUUUCUCAUAAAACGAUUACAGGAGAAUUAGAAUUAGAAAAACUGUUGUUUUUAUUAUAUUAUAAACUCUAAAAUUAUAGAAAGAAUAUAUAAUUUAGUAGUCACUUUCAAUUGCUAAGUGUUUCACUAUAGACAGAAUUAUCAUACAAGUACACUAUAUGUUCUAUUAUGACUAUUUAUCU
Molecule: messenger RNA, 822 nt
Organism: Cokeromyces recurvatus
Lineage: Eukaryota; Fungi; Mucoromycota; Mucoromycetes; Mucorales; Mucoraceae
Exons: 5
Coding region: 15-440 (141 amino acids)
Source: RefSeq, a predicted model, not a curated record